ACAAUUCGGGUCCAUGGCCCAACCCCUGUGCGGACUCAUCUCUUUCCAGGGUUGAAAGCAGCUUGACCUGUGCCAUGGAUAGUGCGUGAGAGAGAGAGAGAGAGAGAGAAAGAGAGCGAGAGUCCACACAACAGAGCAUGGGAAGAGAAGCAUUACAAAAUUCUUCAUGAAAAAUAUAUUUGCAAAGAGGAGUUGGCAAGGAGGGAAGGAGCAUGCAAGCUCUCCACCAAAUAAGGAAAUCUUUCUUGAUUUUUGGUAAAUAAACUUAUGUAACUGUACCACUUUACUGAUCGAUUGUGUAUGCUCUUGUUCACUUUGCAGCUGCCAUAAUGCAUAGAAGAUGUACUCAUUAGUGCUCAGUUCUUUGUGGGGUCAUAUGGCAAUGACAUGAGGGCAGUAAGCAGGAUUGGUGAUCGAUCAACCAGUGAUGUUGUUGUGAGGCUAAGAACACAAGACGGCCGUGACAAUUGGGUAUAUUGUCAUUCCCAUAUCCUUAUAGAGAAGUGCAAGUAUUUUGCUGACCGUUUAUCUGAGAAUUGGCCCACGUGCCAGAUUCUUGACUCCCGCAAUUGUGUUGAGGUCUAUUGUGAAGAAUCUGAAUUUGACUACCAUGUCACUGUUCUACGUCUCUUCUAUGUUAGUAUGGAUGGUUCUGUGACUGACAUGUGGCAUGGUGUUAGAAAUGCUCUUGGCAUUCUUCGAGUGGCCGUCGAGCUUGGAUGCUCUCCUAUCAUUGCUGCCUGUGUUAAUUAUCUGGAAGCAGUCCCUUGGGAAGAGGCCGAGGAGGAGGAGAUUCUCAAAACUAUACCACGCAUGGGAUCACAAGCAGAAGCAAUUCUUGCUCGUCUCCAGCCGGUCAAUCCGACAGCCAUAGUGAAGAUUUUUCUCUCAGCCAUCCGAUUCGCCACAUCAUCACCCUCCAUCAUCAUGAAUGAUCUGAAAACCUCAGCCCAAGAGCAACUUGAAUACAUGCUUACUGAAGAUGAUGAUGUUCCCUUAUUAACAGCCGAUGACAAGAUAAAAAUAGAGGUAACAGAAUGUAUCAAAAGACUGUUAACCAGAUUUAACAAUCUAGUGGAGUCUUUGUUAUGUGAGACCAAAGAAUCAGUUUCUGAGGCUGGAAAGAUGCAAUUCUUUCAAUCCUAUUUAACUGAUUUGUCAUGGGCUUGUCAAAUAUUGGUUAAGUUGGAAACAAUGAGGGAAUUGGUUAACAGUUGGACGGAAGCAUCAGAAAAUAUACUGAAGGUUGUUGAGCAAGCAAGUCCAAAAGCUGAAAUGCUGGCGAUGAAGGUGAAGGUAAUUGAGGUGACAACAAAGGUUUUAGAGGCAAUAGGGUAUGGCACUGUCAUUAUACCUACUACAAAACGUUUUCACAUGGUGAAGGUCUGGCUUCCAUUUGUGAGGGUUAUGAAGCCUUUGAUUGAUUCGGCCACAGCUAGUGAUGAGGAUGGUCUGGCACUUAAAAUGGAUGGUGAACUAUGGCAAUCGUUGGAGUCAGCAUUUGUUUCAACGGUACUUGCAUUGCCAUCAGGGGACCAGGCAGAGAUUUUGACUGAAUGGUUAGCAAACGAGCACAUUCGGUUCCCAGACCUGACAGAGGCAUUUGAGGUAUGGUGUUACAGGUCCAAGGUUGCCAAGAGAAGACUGGCAUUGUUAGGUGGUACACAUGGUAUGGCCAAUACACUGUGAUUCAUUUCUACAUGGUUUCUUUUGCCUACUCCACUUUUGUCAAUUACCCUUGCAAUGCCAAACUUUCUUCUAUUGCCUGGAAGCCAACGUCACCAAAAAGAUGCAGGUGUCUAUAUUGUCCCAUAGUUUUGAUCCCCUUGUGUCAGUUGACGCUAAUCUUGGGCCCUUGUACAUAUUUUGAUUUUGUGGCUUGUCCAAUUGUAUAAUAUGUGAAAAUGAAUCUAUUUCUUAUCUCAGCAUAUAUUUAAUGAAACUUUAUAAUUUCAAUCUGCUCGAAUUU
This is a messenger RNA of Ilex paraguariensis (yerba mate), 1969 nucleotides long. NCBI's taxonomy places the organism in Eukaryota, Viridiplantae, Streptophyta, Magnoliopsida, Aquifoliales, Aquifoliaceae. The record is from the annotation of a GenBank genome assembly.